AUGCAUGGAGGUAUUUCACCGAAUUUGACAAGUUUGGAUGAUAUUCGGAAGGUGGGUUAUUUGAACUUUUACAAAUCCUGAAACAUCGAAAAAUUUUUAGAUUAGUCGACCAAUCCAAAAUGUGGCAGCUAAUCCUUUGGUCCAAGAUAUAUUAUGGUCCGAUCCAAUGUCAUCGCAAAACCCCCUUAAUUUGUCAUCCCAACCAAUUUUUGUGCCAAAUUCACUUCGAGGACUGUCUUUCGAAUUCAAUGAUUCGGCAAUCUCAAACUGUUGCAAAGCACUAAAAAUUGAUUUGAUUGUACGUGGUCACCAAAUGCAGGAGAAUGGUUACACUUUUUGUCAAAAUAAGAAGCUAGUCACUAUAUUUUCUGCACCAAAUUAUAGUGGAAAACAUCAAGUGAGACAAUUUUAACAUAAGCAAUGCCUAAAUUUCUAGAUUAAACAUGAGCAAUUUCAAAGAUUCUUAUUGUUAUCUCAAAAAAUAUCAAUUUUUGCAGAAUCUCGGUGCCAUUAUGUUAGUCAAAUCGAACGGGCAAAUCUGUUUUGUGUUGUUGAAAAACAAUCAAAAAGUUGAAAAUAUUGCCGAAAAUUCAUCGUCGUCAUCUGUAACGGGAACAGGAUCAUCGGAUAGUGGAAUGUAG
Messenger RNA from Caenorhabditis angaria, 641 nucleotides. NCBI's taxonomy places the organism in Eukaryota, Metazoa, Nematoda, Chromadorea, Rhabditida, Rhabditidae. The record is from the annotation of a GenBank genome assembly.